This is a messenger RNA of Musa acuminata AAA Group (dessert banana), 867 nucleotides long. RefSeq lists its product as uncharacterized. The record is from RefSeq and is a predicted model, not a curated record. The coding region runs from base 1 to 867 and encodes 288 amino acids. NCBI's taxonomy places the organism in Eukaryota, Viridiplantae, Streptophyta, Magnoliopsida, Zingiberales, Musaceae. The transcript has a single exon.
AUGAAGGCCCCUCACAAAGAUCGGUCUAAAUAUUGCAAGUUUGACCGGGACUACGGCCAUGACACGGAGGACUGCCAUGACCUCCAGAAUCAAAUAGAGGGGCUAAUCCAGAGAGGCCACCUCAGACGCUACCUCAAGGAACCCCGGGAAGUGACUCCAUGCCCCAGGGGCCCUAUUGAAAGACAAAUCGACGUCAUCUCCGGGGGGCCAACAGCUAGUGGCAAUAGCUCUGCGUCGAGGAAGGCUUACGCCCACAGCAUGAUCGAGAAGCGACCCCGACCUAAACACGAGCCUGAAAUCACCUUCGGGGCUGGAGAAGUCGAGCGCUCUCAUCAUGACGACGCUCUGGUGAUCUCGGUCCAGGUCACCAACGCCCGAGUCAAAAGGGUGAUGGUUGACACCGGGAGUUCCGCCGACGUCCUUUACUUCGACGCCUUCAAGAAGCUCGGCUUGACCGAGAGAGACCUCACCCCCAUGGCGUUAGUGCUCACAGGAUUCACGAUGGAUUCCAUCUCCCCGCUCAGGACCACGGUCGUCCCUAUCACCAUGGGGGAAGAGCCGAGAGCGAAGACAGUAUUGACCACCUUCAUGGUAGUCGAUCUGCCCUCGACCUAUAACGUCAUCCUUGGCAGACCGACGCUCAACAAGUUAAAGGCAGUGGUUUCCACUACCAUAGAGCCAUCAAGUUUCCGACCUCGACAGGAAUCGGGGAGGUCCGGAGCAACUCGGGGGAGUCAAGGCGAUGCUAUCUCACCACGGUUACUCUCCCGAGGAAAUCGUGACCGACUCAAACCCCCGACCCCUGUGAAGGACCCAUGGCACCGACGCUACUGGAGCCUCCCGAGUGACUCAUCGAGGUGCCCCUAA